Messenger RNA from Salmo salar (Atlantic salmon), 3048 nucleotides. Its product is annotated as alpha-(1,3)-fucosyltransferase 7. The record is from RefSeq and is a predicted model, not a curated record. NCBI's taxonomy places the organism in Eukaryota, Metazoa, Chordata, Actinopteri, Salmoniformes, Salmonidae. Gene Ontology annotation, cellular component: membrane. Gene Ontology annotation, molecular function: alpha-(1->3)-fucosyltransferase activity.
ACCUCAACUGAAGUGAUUGUUCUGAGCGUACAGCUUAGAUUAUUCAUGGGGAAAAGUUAUCUAGCAAAGCUCAAAUACAGUAAAAAAAAUAAAAAAGAAGGGAAGCUGGAACAUAUGAAAUGAAUUCAGCACAGAAAACCGAUUAAGAUCUACUGAUUAGGAUCUCGUAGAACGUCCGGUUGACCAAAAACUCGGCUUGUACCCCCGUCUAAUGAUUGAAACAUGCUUAUUGUGGGCUCUUUCAUUAUUGUGAUUGUUGUUGUGAGCACUAAAUAUGCUCCCAACAAUUGAAUGAGUACAUAUAAAACGUAAAUAAUGAGAGUAAAAUUAAUGUAUUCUUAGAGUAACUACAACAGUGCCCUACCAAAGCUCAGCUGUACAAUCCAGAUGACUGUCAUAAAGUCACAACCAAGGGUGUGGUUUGUGGUAAGUGCAUGUUGAGAGAGAACAGAAAGAUGAUGUAGUUGGCUGGAUUUCCUACACACUGGUAUGUGCCACUGCCUACGUUACUAUAUAAUCUCACAGGAGAAAAGUCAUCUUCAGUGAGUCUUACCUCCACAGGACAGCAAACACUGACAGACAUUCACCUCGGACCUCACCCAGGGAGGAAAUAUUACACUAUUUGAGUAACAACCCCAAGGAGAUUGUGUGAUUCUGGACUAAACUAAAGUACGCCGCAAUUCCACCAUUCAGUCUGUUGCCUGCCUGUCAUCCCCUGGGUCAGAGAUGACUGCCUCCAUGCCCCUGUUCCUCUCAGCCAUUAUGCUCCUCAGCAUCUCCUCUUAUGUGCUCCACCAGAGGCUCCUACUGCUGGCUCAGAUAGGGAUCGCUCAUCAACACAAACCCAGGAACCUCACCAUCCUGCUGUGGCACUGGCCCUUCGGCCGUCCCUACAGCCUGGAGGGAGAUGUGUGCAGCGACGAGUACGGUAUCCCAGGCUGCCUCCUCAGUGACAACACCUCCCUGUUCCCCCAGGCAGACGUGGUGGUCUUCCACAACCAUGAGCUGAGGACCGGCCGCUCUUCCCUGCCUCUCCACCUCCCCCGGUCAGUCUCCCAGCGCUGGCUCUGGCUGUCCCUUGAGCCCCCGGUGCACAAUGGCAACCUGACCAAGUACAAUGGACUGUUCAACUGGACCAUGAGCUACCGAGGCGACGCUGACAUAUCCAUGCCCUAUGGGAAGAUAGUUCCGGUUCCACAUAACGGUAACAGUAGCAGCUAUGUGAUCCCCAAGAAGAGGGCUUGUUUGGCCAGCUGGGUGGUCAGCAACUACAGGCCGGACCAUGCCAGGAGUCAAGUCUACCAGAGCCUGAGGAAGUACAUUCCCAUAGAGGUGUAUGGACACUGGUCAAAGAGGCCACUGACCGACCAAAGUCUGAUACCCAUCAUUGGCCACUGUAGCUUCUACCUGGCUUUUGAAAACUCAGUGGCAUUGGACUACAUAACUGAGAAGUUGUGGAGGAAUGCCUACCAAGCAGGGGCAGUACCUGUGGUUCUGGGGCCCUCUCGGGCUAACUAUGAGGCUCUUGUGCCACCAGGCUCGUUCAUCCAUGUCAGUGACUUCAAUAGCACAGAGGGGCUGGCUGUCUUCCUACAGCAGCUGGCCACAGACAGAGGACGCUAUGAGGGUUACUUCAAGUGGCGUCAGACACAUAGAAUCAAGAUGUACACCGACUGGAGAGAGAGGCUCUGUAAUAUCUGUGCCAACUAUCAAAGACUACCAGGUAACAAGGUGUACUAUGAUCUGGAGGCAUGGGCCAGUAGAUAACAUCAUAGAUGCUUUUACUACUGUAGGUUAUUUUGUACUACAAUAUGUUCAAGAACUUGUAUUGUAGCCAGUUUUUUUUCACCUGCAAAACAACAGUCUGCAGUGAAACUUGAAAAACAUUCCGUUCUGGUGGUGUGCCACUUUCACAUCAGCUUGAUGACAUUACAACAUUCACUUUUGGUCCCUAAUGCAGAAACACCACAGAAAAAUCACAACUUCUGUAACACCCAGCUUUCUGACACAAUACAUUUUUAGUUCAUAUAUUAGAUACUUUAUUUUGUUAUUAUUAGUAAUAUGUAUUUUCUUUCUGUAUCUAAUCAGGUUGACAAAUGUGGGUGGGCAAGUGGGAGGGAUAGGGAAGGCUCAGGGGACAAACAAGGGCUUUUUGGGAUUCAGAGAGGUUUCACUUUUGUAAAAAUGUUUGCUUAAAACUUCAAUAGAAAAAUGGAAAUAAGGAAAUGACACAACCGUGUAGGCUAGCUAGCUCAUGAUGCAAUUGUAAUGGCACAAGACAAUGUCUUUCCAGGCAGUAAUAUUGAGGGUAAGCUUUCAUAGAUUUGUUUCUCUCUCUGUAUUUUGCUACUUAUAAUACGUUACAGUAUAGUUCAUACCCUUUAUUUAGGCAUAAUGACUAAUGCAAGUAAGUUGCCAACCUUAGCGUGACUUACUCCACUUAAGCCCUUGGCUCCUAUGGGGAGAAUAGGCAGUUGAUGAAUGUCCUCCAUCACACUUGGUUCAGGGUUUUUCCAGAUCACACCAAUUGAGGCCGUUCUCAGUCAUUUCUGCCUGGAUGUCUCUCCUCCAAGUGCUUCUGGGUCAACCCCUGUUUCUUUUCCCCUGGAAAAGAAUAGUAAACCAUUAACAAAAUCCCUGUACCAAUACUUACGCAAUCCCUCUCAGAGAGAUUACUGUGUAUUAACAGUUCUGCAUGUCACUCAAUUCAAACAAACUCCUCUGUAACCUAAUGUGACUGUAUAACCAAUAGUGAUGCAAUUAUUGAAUUUCUAGUUUCAAUGAAAAUUACACACACAAACGUUGCAUCUCAAAUGGUACCCUAUUCCCUACAUAGUGUAAUUUAUAGGGAAUAGUGUGCCAUUUGGGAUGUAACCUUAGUUUCUGGUACAGAUACCCGUGAGGAGACGUUGCUUUAUAAUCUCAACAUCUAUGGAUUCAAGGAACAAUAAUUGACCACUAUGCACAUAUAGCUCUGGCCACCAGAUGUCAUGAUUGCCUAAAAACUGAAUAAAACAUGGAAACAAUAAAGAUAUGCUUUUUACAUUU